AUUUACUAAUGUUAAUUCACGCGGCUUAUUAACAGGUCUCUACCAUUUCCCAGUUUUGUCGAAUGGAGCCCUCAUCGGAGAAGAUGAACGAAGAAGAGGGGAAAAUCACCGCCGAUUUUGAGCAGACAGAGAUAGAGUACCAGAGCUAUGGAGGAGAACAUCACCUGCCCAUCAUUAUGCGCCUCGUCGACGAAGAGCUCAGCGAACCUUAUUCAAUUUUCACUUAUCGUUAUUUCGUCUACCUUUGGCCUCAACUAACGUUCCUGGCUUUCCAUAAGGGUCGGUGUAUUGGAACUGUUAUAUGUAAAAUGGGAGAGCAUCGCAAUACUUUCAGAGGCUACAUUGCAAUGCUUGUUGUCCUUAAUCCUUAUCGUGGUCGAGGCAUUGCUACAGAACUAGUUACUAGAUCGAUCAAGGUCAUGAUGGAAUCAGGCUGUGAAGAGGUUACAUUGGAAGCAGAAGUUACAAACCAGGGAGCACUUGCAUUAUAUAGCAGGCUUGGUUUUAUCAGGGCAAAGAGGCUUUUUCGUUACUACUUGAAUGGAGUUGAUGCUUUCAGGUUGAAACUAUUAUUUUCACAACCAGAAUUACAGCCCCCAUCUGAGAUGCUUGCAGAAGGAAAUGGAAUUCAAGAAGAUCAAAUUCAUAGCUUCACCCCUGAACCAGCAGCUUACGCAGUCCAGCAGUGAGAUCUCUUAAAUCAUCUACAACUAAAAGAGGUGUACUUUUUUCUUUUUUUAGAAGAAAAACAGAAAUUGCAUUUAAUCCGAAAAUUUGAGUUCUCCCAAUACAAGCAAGGUAUCUAGAAUCCUUUUUUUUGUCUCUUAAAAAAUGUACUAUCCACACAUUUCUAUGUUCCUUCCUGCA
Molecule: messenger RNA, 867 nt
Organism: Impatiens glandulifera
Lineage: Eukaryota; Viridiplantae; Streptophyta; Magnoliopsida; Ericales; Balsaminaceae
Product: N-alpha-acetyltransferase MAK3
Exons: 4
Coding region: 63-689 (208 amino acids)
Biological process (GO): N-terminal peptidyl-methionine acetylation
Cellular component (GO): NatC complex
Molecular function (GO): protein-N-terminal amino-acid acetyltransferase activity
Source: RefSeq, a predicted model, not a curated record